Molecule: messenger RNA, 501 nt
Organism: Diabrotica virgifera virgifera (western corn rootworm)
Lineage: Eukaryota; Metazoa; Arthropoda; Insecta; Coleoptera; Chrysomelidae
Product: salivary glue protein Sgs-3-like
Exons: 3
Coding region: 1-501 (166 amino acids)
Source: RefSeq, a predicted model, not a curated record
AUGGCAGAAGAGUUACAAAGAGAAAUGACGGGUAUCGGUGGUAUCUCUGCAGUAGCUGCCGCCACGGCUGCUGUAUUAACAACAAAGGUGGAAGAUAAGAUGAAGUCUCCAAGAAUGACUAAACCAGCUGCGACAACUACAGUCGCUCCCAAAGCUAGUCUGAGGACCACAUUACCUAAAACACAAACAUCAUUAAUACCAGUUCCAAAAACACCAGUUCCACCAAAACCAUUUACAGGCACUUUAAAUUUUAAAAAGACAGUUUCAGAAAGAAAUGGCACCAAGAUCACUACUUCAAGACCAAUUACAGCGUCUAAGGUAAGCUUGAGUCAAAGACCGGCUGCCAAAUCAGCUACUACAGCUCCAGCCCCUUUACGUUUAUUAUCAUCAACUGCUAGAUCUGCACCGACUGAAAAGAGACCAACGACUUUAACAAGCAAAACCACCACGAUAACCUUCUCUGCCGACAAAACGUCAAGCACAAAUAAGGUAAUAAAAUAA